This is a messenger RNA of Pyricularia oryzae 70-15, 2047 nucleotides long. RefSeq names its product checkpoint protein hus1. The coding region runs from base 275 to 1390 and encodes 371 amino acids. The transcript is spliced from 4 exons. Lineage: Eukaryota; Fungi; Ascomycota; Sordariomycetes; Magnaporthales; Pyriculariaceae. Gene Ontology annotation, cellular component: nucleolus; site of double-strand break; checkpoint clamp complex. Gene Ontology annotation, biological process: double-strand break repair via homologous recombination; mitotic intra-S DNA damage checkpoint signaling; nucleotide-excision repair. The record is from RefSeq and is a predicted model, not a curated record.
AGUGGAGGGAAGGCUGUAGCGGGGUCGAGCCGCACCUCAGCAGGGAUUACAGCGCUCGAGCCGCGGGAGAUCGUCGAUUGCUACCCCGCAAUUGGAUCAUCCCCAAAUCUUUAGCAACGACGCGUCAAAUUUGUUUGCUGAAAUGGAACCAACUCGCGUUUGAACGCUACCUACAUAUCCCGCUGCAUGGUGACAUAUUUUCUCUCACCACGCCAGGGCCUUCCAUGAUAGAAAACCCAAGCCUGUUGACGCCAGGCUCUGUGCCGCUCGCAAGAUGCGGUUCAAGACUGAGCUGAAGAAUAUACGCACAUUUUCCAAGUUGACUGCUGCGCUCAGCUCCUUGGAAAAAAUUGCUUGGGUGAGGCUUGACGAUGAUACGGCGCGCUUCACUGUGAUUCCGGCCCAAGGGUCGCAAGUAUGGGCCACACUGUCGAUGGAUCUCAUCUUCGAGAACUACCACAUCCAGUCAGCCGAGGCGAACAACACCAUCAAUCUCGAGCUGCCCCUUGGUCCAUUGCAGCGCGCACUCAAGUCCGCCAUAAAUAGCACAGAUGCCGAUUUGCGCCUCACCAAGAAAAACGGAAUUCCGCUCCUGUCAAUGACCAUCCGGACGACCACGAAUCCACCAAACCAGGGAGGUGCUAGCGGCGGCUUUGGAGGAUAUGGGAGGUCCAGGGCCGGAGGCGGAUUCGAUGACCCGUUUGCCGACGACGCCUCCUUCAUGCAAGAAUCCCUUGAACUCACCAUGAAGCGAGAGCGCGAAAAGGUCAUCACCCAGGACAUACCCGUGCGCGUGUUACACCCAGACACGGUCGAAACGAUCAUGCAGCCCAAGGUGCGCGAGCCCGACGUCCACAUCCAGCUGCCGCCUCUGAUGCAGCUCAAAGCCAUCAGCGACCGCUUCACCAAGCUGGCAAUGACGGCUUCGAGCGGUGGUACCGGAGGUGGGCUGCAUGCGACAUCCGGGGCCAUGGGAGGGUCCAACAUCGGCUCCACGGCCACGGCGUCGUCGAUCAACGGCCCCAAGCUGGAGUUGAGCGCAAACAUGCACGGGUCUCUGCGCCUGCGCAUCGCCACUGAUUCUCUCGACGUCGAGUCUGUCUGGAGUGGCCUUGAAAACCCAGAGCUCGACCCGGCUCAGCUAUCAGUCCCCAUCGAGGACCACCCGAGUACGCGCUUUAAGGAGGCUGGUCCAAACAAGUGGGCCAGUGUCCGGGUUGACGGCAAAGAUUUGAGCAAAGUCCUCAGCGUCGGGCGCCUUGACGGUCGUGUCAUUGCGUGCUUUGCUGAUGAUCAUGCCCUUAUCCUUUACGUUUACGUCCCACAAUAUGACGACUCGGGUGCAGACGAUUCCGUUCUUACGUACUACGUGUCGAGUUAUAGUGCCUGAGUUUUUGUGACUAUUUAGUGUCAUAAAGUCGGGAUCAUGACGAAAAUUUCUACGAAUAAGCCCUCGGACGGGAGAGGGCUGUGCCAUGUUUGCGAGGCGCUGCUGUGAUUAACUGCUUCAUCGUUUACUUGAUAUGAUAUGAUGAAAACCAUAUCAUAUACGUGCUGAGACUUGUUUCUUUUCAUGUGUCAUUCCUCAUUUUUAUUUCACACUAUUUUAGGCCUUGGCAAAAUCUUCGAUGAACCUGGCCAGCUUCUCAGCGCCCUCCAAUGGGAUAGAGUUGUAGUUGCUGGCGCGGAUGCCCCCUACGCUACGGUGGCCCUUGAGUCCAGUCAAGUUCAAUGCGGUCGCUUGUUUCAAGAAUUCCUUCUCGGCCGCAUCUGUGUUGGCCUCGCCUCCCUUGGUUACACGGAAACAGAUGUUCAUCCUUGAGCGGGCACUCUUGGCCGGGACUACACGGAAGACCUCUGGGUGUGCGUCCAGCGCAGCGUAGAUGAGCUUGGCCUUCUUGUCCGCGACGGCUUGCUGGCCGUCGACCUUGUCAGCGGGGUAGGUCGCGAGCAGCUUCUUGAGAACCAGGCCCGCGAUGUAAACGCUAAAAAGGACGGUUAGUACUACACACGAUGACUUAUUGACUAGGUAAUACGCGAUACGCAC